AUGCUCCUCCGCUCACAGCCGAUGAGGAUGGAAAAGCGGUCUCACAGCUCCUCCAGGGAGUCCCACAGGAGGAACAGAGAGCCCGCAGACUCACAGGGCAGGAGAGAGAAGGUGGAGAGCAGAAGAGGAGCCAGCAAGGACAGAGAUGGGCUCAAGAGGGGGAAAGCCAAAGAGGGGAAGAGCCCCACAGAGACAGACAGCAGGGUGCUGAGCUCCACGGUGGUGGACGUGGACGAUGUGGUGUCUUUCGACGAGGAAACAGAGGUGAUGGCACUGCUGGAAAGCGAGCGGCAAGAGGAAGGGAUGACAUCUCCCAGUCGAGGUAUCUGUGAAUGGCUUCUUACCAUCUUGUCCCUUCUCUUCAUCAUAUUGACCUUCCCCGUUUCUGUCUGGUUCUGCAUGAAGAUUGUGCGGGAAUACGAGAGAGCCAUCGUGUUCCGACUUGGGCGCCUCCUUCCUGGAAGGCCCCGAGGGCCCGGCCUUUUCUUCUUCCUUCCCUGUCUGGAUACAUACCACAAGGUAGACCGUCGCCUCAAAACCCUAGAGAUCCCCUUCCAUGAGGUGGUGACCAAAGACAUGGUUACUAUGGAAAUAGAUGCUGUUUGCUACUACCGGAUGGAAAAUGCCUCUCUCCUCCUAACCAGUGUGGCCAACCUCUCCAGCGCUGUCCAGCUGCUGGUGCAGACAACCAUGAAGCGCUUGCUGGCCCAUCGAUCCUUCAGUGAAAUCCUCCUGGAGAGGAAGAGCAUUGGCCAGGAAAUGAAGGUUGCCUUGGAUGCAGUCACAUGUCGCUGGGGAAUCAAGGUGGAGAGAACAGAAAUCAACCAUGUGCGGCUGCCAGCUGAACUGCAGCAGUCCCUGGCAGUGGAAGCAGAGGCCCAGAGACAGGCCAAAGUGCGGGUGAUCGCAGCCGAGGGGGAGAAGGCUGCCUCCGAAUCCUUGAAGAUGGCAGCCGAUAUCUUAGCCAGUUCCCCAGCUGCUGUCCAGCUCCGUUACCUGCACAUGCUGCAAUGCCUGUCUGCCGAGAAACCUUCCACUAUCGUCCUCCCUUUGCCCUUUGACCUAAUGAAUCUUGCAUCUGCGGCUAGCCACAACUCCACGGGCAGCAGCCUUCCCACCAGCGCUCCCAAUCACCCUGAGGCUCCAAAGGACAAGAAGGACUCCCCCAUGCUAUAGAGCCAUGCCAGGGGAAGCUGGCACUCAGGCGGGGCUGCCAUGCUGAUGAACACCUUCUACCAGGUCACUUAGCUUCAAACAAGCGCCAUGGACUGGCCUGCACCAUACCAGCCCCCCAGCAUGAACUGUGGAGGGGUUGGGAUGGGAAACGAGCAGGGGCCUGUGAUAUAAAGUGGGCUGGACACAGACGUUUGAGUUUGCUUUGAAGAAACAUUCCAGCUCAUCCCAUGUGUGGGGUGCAGGAAUGGCACACCCUCUGCGUCUCACCAUUUCAUUGCUCCUUUCACCCUGCUGUGCUGAGGAGCAGAGGGGUGCUAUAACUGCUUCUCCCAGCCCCAGAGCUGGAGCCCUAGAGAUGGCCUCUAUCGUUCCAGUUAGGCUGGCUGGAUAGACUAGGAAUGUUUUUAUUAAGGCCCAAAAUAUCAACCUCUCUCUUCCCAACCCCCACAACAUGAUCUGGCUGGAAUCAUGUGCACUGCAGAAGCCCGGUGCCCAGGAGAAGUGAGGAGGCCCAAAGGGGCACCCCGCUGUAACAUAUCAGUCAGAGGCUGUGCAUUAUCCAGGACUCCAUACGCUUGGGCAGCGCUUGAGAUCUUUCUGCUGUGUCACUCAUUGCGAGGUGGGCAUCUCCUCAAAGAAGGGUGGCUGGUAAGAAGCGCUGGCCCAGGUACAUGAGACCUCAUGAGUGAACCCCUCUGGAGACAGGUUUCGCUACCUUCACCCCUCCCUGGGUGGAACUCCCAUGGUGUUGGGCUGAUCCCUUGACUGGGUUUCUGGGCUGCAGCCCCCUGCCUCCCAAUCAUAGCUGGCCCAGCUGGGCUGGGCCCCUGUAAACCCUUUGCCUCCAGAAGCCUGGGGCAUCAGCUGACUAAAGUGACGGAAAACAAGGGCUUCAGACUUACAUAUUAAUCAUUCACCGAGCCAAGGGAUCACACGAUACAGGUCUAGCCCCACCUUCCCUCUCUCUUACACCUUCAGCUUCCCUUGCAGCCUUUGGCAAGGUCCUCUCACCCACUUACCUUCAUCUCCAGCUGGAACAGCCUGCCUGCUGCAGGUGCUCCCUCAAUCAGUGUGUCUCUGGUAGUGUCCCCCACGCAGGCAGCUGAUGAUGACCCACCUCCCAAAACCAGGGGAGGAGCUUUAUAGCUGGUCCUGGUCUUUUACAGCGCUAGGCUUUCACCCCCGACACCUCCUCUGCCUGCCGCCUGGAGAACAGCAUCUUCCCACGUAAUAGCCUCAACCAGUGUCAUCUUAGCUCCUUUGAAGCUGUUUCCCCCAGGUGGCUUAUCCCAACUAUUGCUUCAUUUCCUGCUUGUUUACCCCAAUAGCCCCCUUUGGCUGUACCGCAGACAGAUGGGCAGGCUAAUGCCAACCAGGUAAACUGAGGCACAUAGGGUGCUCAUGAAAGCUAAUACCAAUAGCUCCUGCAUUCUCCACCUGUGCAGCCGAAGCAUUGACUGCAAAGGGCAAAUUAGGGCUGGAGCAGUAAGUGGGCAGCCCCUGGGGAAUAGUGUUCCCCGAGAUCUGUCACUCACCAGCUGUUGGAUUCUGGGCUGAGGUAGCUGAGCCAGGGAGAGCAAACGGGCAGCACAGCAGAAAGCAAGGUGGGGUCCUUGUUGUUCCAGCUCCUUUCUCUGUGUUAAUCUCAAUUGUUAAUGAGCUCCAGCAGCAGCCCAGUGGCCUGGUGCUGCCCAAGGGUUGAGUGGGAGGGGCUGGAGGCC
Mauremys reevesii (Reeves's turtle) is the source of this 2897-nucleotide messenger RNA. RefSeq names its product NPHS2 stomatin family member, podocin (gene NPHS2). The record is from RefSeq and is a predicted model, not a curated record. Lineage: Eukaryota; Metazoa; Chordata; Testudines; Geoemydidae. Gene Ontology annotation, cellular component: plasma membrane.